Pocillopora meandrina is the source of this 4311-nucleotide messenger RNA. NCBI's taxonomy places the organism in Eukaryota, Metazoa, Cnidaria, Anthozoa, Scleractinia, Pocilloporidae. The record is from the annotation of a GenBank genome assembly.
GUCAUCUUCAAACUUCGUCUUAUUUUUUCAGCGUCAUGUCGCAGUUUAAAGUUUACAGCGACCAGAACGUUUAAAGGUAAACGCUUAAUCAACCACACCAUGCGUAUCGCCUAUGUUAAGGGCCAAGAAUUUUGCGAUGUGCUAUGCUUUUUGGAGGAUAACUGUUUCAGCUAUAAUUUCAUGACGAUAAGUGAAACUGGAAAGCAGAAAUGCGAACUAAAUAAUGCUACACACGAAGGACACGAAAGAGACCUGAAGAAAGACAUGGAUUAUGAGUACUACGCAGCCGAGGUAUGAUCCAUACUCAUAGUAUCAUAUCCUUCGAUGCUCCAAACAUUUCUCAACCAAUCAUUGUCGAUCAUUCUUUUCACGGAAAGCUACUAAAUGUAGGAAGGAACUUAUUGGAUGAACUGAAAUCAACCAACCACAACUUUUAGUGCACGUUUACGCGAGAUCUCUGAAAUAUCGGACGGAAAGAAAUUAUGCAUUAGUAUAGUGGAGAGCAUUCUCCGCCUAAAUAGCCCAGGCGAAUUCAUGAGGUCUUGUUGUCCUUGAGGCUUAUAUUUCAAUUUACGCUACAAGUGGUAAAUAUAUCAAAUAUCAACUUCAUUUUUCGAAAAGUUCUCCAGAGGAAAAGUUCUAGAUGCAGUUGUCUGUUAAAUAUAGCCUAAGAGAAGGCGUCAAAAAAUUGUCUAUUGUUUUCCUUUUCCUUUUCUUUUCUUUUAUUUUCGUGUCUGUUUUUGGUCGUUUCCUUUAGUCGUUUAAUUGUUUACCAACUCUCUUACAGAAUAGCUGCUCCAGCAAUCCUUGUCAUUUGAAUGCUACCUGCCAAACCGGUUUUUCAGAGAGAGGAUAUCGCUGUUUGUGUCUCCAGGGAUUCGCUGGCCUAAAUUGCAAAACAGGUGAGAAAUUUAGCCAUAACCACAGCCAGCCGAAACGUGUUAAGAAUUUUCCCUUCCCCGAUAAAAAAAAAACUUAAUAUUCCUGGGUCAGUGAAGAGAAGACAUUUGUCUGUCGUUGCAACUAUGGUGGUAGUUGCCUAGGCAGGAAAUUGAGGGAUAGUGAUACUCUGUGUGAGAAAUAAUAUCAGAUUGCUGUCAUGUUCACUACUUCGGGACCUUCGAGAUUAAAAUUAUCAGAUUGAUUAAUUGGCCAGCUGAUUUAUAUCAGACGGAUCAUUCCAUUCAUUCAGUGAGAAGAGCUUUACAAUACUUGCUUUUUAACUCGUAUUUCUAAUGAUGGACAUAGUUAGAUUUUAACAAUAUUACAAUUCUCAUUAGCUUGACAGUAAAAAAGGUUAAUAAGACAAAAAAUUGGACAAAUGUCCACUUAAUUGAAAUGAAUUAUGAAGAUCGAAAAAAAUUAUCUUAAAUAUACGAUUCACCGGCCAGCAGUUAGCGAAACAUGUCUCCAGUGACCUCCCAGGGAACCCGCGUAAUGUCCUUAGUGCCGUCCAUCAAAGAAAGAUAUGUUUAGGAAGAUCCUAAAAAACUGGGAGCUUACCCAGACAAGGUUUGCGUAUCUAAGGAUCACUGGAUUUCUCCUUCAGAUGUGGACGAAUGCUCUACUGGAACACAUGGUUGUGAUGUUCAUGCGGACUGCAAAAACAUCGAAGGCUCUUAUGAAUGCAUUUGUAAACCUGGAUAUCAAGGAAACGGCAAGAACUGCCGAGGUUUCUCACUGUUCAGCUUGCUAUCAUAUAAUUUAUGUAUGUAAAAGUAACCAAGAGGUACUUGUCACUUCAGGGUUGCAUUGUCAAAGAGGUUAAAUAACCUACAGAUAAGACAAAUGAUAUACCAGAGCCAUAUUAGUACAUGAAAAAGGGCCUAGGGCGGUAGAAAACAUGAUUUAACAUUAGGGCAGUAUUAGCCAAAUUCGGUUAGGUUUCGGAAAAAAGCAAAAAAGCAAUCACAUUUCUCCUUUGUGGUCUUACUUUGAGUAAAACUCUAUGUUUCGACAAUUGUCAUUGAGCCUGAGAUGAUCAUCAAGUCUCUUUAUUUCAGCUGAACGUUUUUCAUCAGCCAAGGAGAUUUACGCGCGGACUUUGUAAGUACCUUGUGUCAAUUAAACUUUUUUAGCAUCAUUUUUUAGACUAUUUUCUGAUUCUUUAUUUCCUGCACUAAAAAUUUUGCUUUGCCAGGUUCUGCUUCGUGUUACUCAUAAAGGACAGUUGUAAAAGUGCACUCGGUAAGCCGGAGUCGGUAACGGGGAGGUUAUUUCUUCUCACCAGAUUUACGUCACUAAAACAAUUCAUUAUUGAACCACCGAAAAUAAAGAUCGACUGUGAAUAACAUGAGGAAAAUGAUGAGAAUCCCGUUCUCUAAAAGGUUAACCAAAGAAGUUCUGAAUUCAUUUUGCAAUUCCUUUGUGUGAUCAGGUAGCCAAAUGAUAAAUUUCAUACUUGAUCGCUCAAAAUGACUUAUUGACCUGCUCCCCACAAUCCAUUUUAACCUAAUACUGAAAACAAUUAACUGGAAGAUUCCCGAGGACUGCAUGGCAUUUGCGAAGGUUGCAAAAGAAAAGUGAUCAGUUGACAUGAACAGAUUGUGUCAUGUUUCCGAUUAUGCAUAUGUAGUUUUCAGAGUCUCCGAAUUGGGUCUUUUUCUUCGAACUUAUUAUUCUCCACUUAAAAAUGGCUAAGUCCUUGACGCCAGGAUAAUUUCGAUCAGAAAUAUGGAAAUUUCUGUUCAAGUUGUCGAAACAAACUUCCCUGCGAAGCAAAAAUAACUGUUGUUUGUGAAAAAGUUUUGAGUAUGGCUGGUUCCCUCAAUUGGGCAAUAUGAUGCGAACUCUGUACUAUGACUGGUUAUCAAAAAGGGCAGGUAUUCAGUUGGCAACAUCUGUGGAGGAACUUAUAACAAAAUCAGAAAUCCUCAAUAUUGACGAUGCCUUUUUGGUAAUGAUGACGUAAAAUGAGGGUUUAUGAUACGAUAAUCUGCUUAUAUAUAACAUUUGAUGAUCUCAGGUCCAGAGAGAACAAAGCCUUCUUGUUAACCUUCGGGACCGCACAGGUUAACGUAUUCUGUGUCCUGAACGACACCAGCUUGGGAUCAUGUGGGGGAGGUGGCUGGACACUGGUCAUGAAGAUGAACGGAUCAAAGGUUCUUAUCAAAAUUGGCACUAUCGAGAUUUAUAAGGCCCUCUACAUCGGUUGUCGAUUAUAAUCGUUAAUCAAACCUUUGCCAACUUGGAACUCCCAAUAAGUGAGAGCGUAGUUGGCUUUUCCUGGAUGUCCGUCAUAAUUUAAUCGAAUUUUCCCUCAAUAAACCUUACCCUGUAUCACUCAAACUUUUCACGAACUUGAAACAACUUAGGAGUCCCUUGAGAGCAUUUUCCUCAAACUUUUACCUUAGGACCACGAGAAUUGGAACUAAUUGUUUGUCAAAACAUCACGAUUCAUCAAAACACAAUAAUUUAUUGCACUAAAAAAAAUCCAGAAAAACAUACAGAAUAAAAAAGAUGAGAGACCUGCUCUAUAUCAGCAUCAUUCGCAAGAAAUACCACCUACAUUAAAAAUACUUCAAAUGUCUAAAAAGAAGGUAAUUUUUCAAAUAUAAAAUAUGGAACUUAACUCUUUUUCAUGCUCGUGAACACCCUUUUAAGAACUUCAAGUACUCCUCCACUAUUACCACACCCUAAUAACUAGCUUGCAAGCUUUCCUUUAGAGCCAAAAAAUACUUGUGAAGUCUUGUGUGCGUUCUUAAUCCGAUUCUUCAAGUGAAUGUGGUAUAUGUUUGCGAUUUGAUAACUAUUUCUAUCAUCAAUUUUCUAAUUCUUAAGCAAACGUUUCACUACAAUUCUGCUCUCUGGACGAACAAAGAACCAUACAAUCUUGCCGGUGGAGAGACAGGAUUUGACUCAGAAGAGACUAAGUUACCGACAUAUUGGAACACAGCUUUCUCCAAGAUCUGUCUCGGUAUGAGGAUCCCUGGCGAAGACUUUGCAAGGUUCAUUGCCAUAAACCGCUCGGCAGACUCUCUCCACUCACUAAUCGCCGAUGAUCAGUAUCGACCCACCUCAUUAGGCCGUGAAACGUGGAAAUCGCUGCUUGGUACACAAGGCUCUUUGCAAUACAACUGCAACAGGGAAGGGUUUAAUGUAUCACCCGUAAGCUCCUAUAAAUCCUUUUCCAAAGCAAGAAUCGGUAUUAUUGGCAACAACGAAAACGACUGUGCCCUACCCGAUUCCAGAAUUGGGUUUGGCACAGGUGGAGAUCCUGAUUACUUUAACACGUGUGGUGAUGUAGCAGAAUAUAUUGCAGACAAUGGACCCAAAAAUAUUAUAACAACUGGAUACAUUUUCGUUCAGUGA